This is a messenger RNA of Salarias fasciatus (jewelled blenny), 1127 nucleotides long. RefSeq names its product membrane magnesium transporter 1 (gene mmgt1). The coding region runs from base 69 to 461 and encodes 130 amino acids. NCBI's taxonomy places the organism in Eukaryota, Metazoa, Chordata, Actinopteri, Blenniiformes, Blenniidae. Gene Ontology annotation, cellular component: plasma membrane; Golgi apparatus; early endosome. The record is from RefSeq and is a predicted model, not a curated record. The transcript is spliced from 4 exons.
CACUGCUGCGGGCUUUUACGGCAGCGUUUUACGACACUGCGCCCGCUUCCUCACCGUCCUGCUCCAAGAUGGCGUCGUCGUUCUGGAAAGGUGUCGUCGGAGUCGGACUCUUCGCCUUGGCUCAUGCAGCUUUCUCGGCAGCACAGCAUCGAUCAUACAUGCGACUCACAGAGAAGGAGCACGAGACACUACCAACUGAUAUUGUAUUGCAGACCUUGUUAUCGUUCGUCAUGACCUGUUACGGUAUCGUCCACAUUGCUGGAGAGUUCAAAGACAUGGACGCCUCCUCAGAGCUGAAAAACAAGACGUUUGACACGCUGAGGAACCACCCGUCCUUCUACCUCUUCAACCACCGGGGUCGGGUGUUAUUCCGCUCUCCGGAGGAGGAGCCGUCCUCCGCACGCAACCAGCAGGCUCUUCCCAACCCCAUACGGCUACGCAAGCUGGAGCAUUUGCACUGAGAACUGGCCUUUUCCUGCCUGGAACAGCGUCAUUGUCAGAUAAGAUUUGUUUUUGUUAGUCGGAGCAAGGGAUCUUCCUCCUCUUCCAUUUUUAAUUUGUAAAUAAACUAACAUGCUGUCUGAACAUGCAUCCUGUCCAUCAAGUGGUUACCAGUAUCCCACACUGACUGUGCCAACCCUUUGGUUUUUUUUCAUGCCGACUUCUUUGUACAUACAGUAUGUAAUUGCUUCGGAAUGUCUUAAGAUUCUGAGACGUCUCCCUUUUUGUCCCUCUGAGCCGAAGCCGGUGGAUUGCGAUCCUUUGUAAAUCUUUUGUAUGAGGGGCGAAGCAAAGCCUGUUUCCGUUACCGUUUAAUUCCAGCCUUUAGCCGCUGUCCGGGGCAAAACUCUCGGGAAUGAAAUGAGUUUUAUUGUACAAGCGGAGGACUCAUUUAUUUCCUCGAUGUGGGAAAGGCUCGGCACUUCCUGUGUGCGAGCGGCUGGAAUGCCACGGGAAACGGCGCUGGAGGCGAGAAGAGACGGCGGGAGUUUUGAUAAUACUGUGAAGACUAAAGCAGAGAGUGAUGGUACAUUCAUUUGGGUGACUUUUUUCUUUCCUCCUUCGUUUUGGUAAGACUCUACAGAUUGUUUUUAAUUUAAUAAAAGGCAUACUGAUUUUACAAAGUG